Molecule: messenger RNA, 1689 nt
Organism: Fonsecaea multimorphosa CBS 102226
Lineage: Eukaryota; Fungi; Ascomycota; Eurotiomycetes; Chaetothyriales; Herpotrichiellaceae
Exons: 3
Coding region: 1-1689 (562 amino acids)
Source: RefSeq, a predicted model, not a curated record
AUGGCCUUUGGAUCAGUCCGCCAACUUCUGAGUGUCCUGCUUGUGACGCAGUCAUUGACUACUCUGGUGGCCGCUCAAUCAUGUUGGAAUCAACGCACGGCAAUCAAUGGCACUGCCUUCCCACCUUUGAUUGAAGCUACCACAGAAGACCUCAUCCGCGGGCUGGAAUCGGGCUUGUUCACAAGUGUCGACCUUGUCACGGCAUACAUUGCGCGCAUCACGCAAUUGAACUCAACUUUGCAUAUGGUGACCCAGCUCAAUCCCGAUGCUCUUUCCAUCGCAGCCGAACUAGACUCUUUACGAGCGCAAGGCACUGUUCACGGCCCACUCCAUGGCAUACCGAUUCUGAUCAAAAACAAUAUUGCCACCGCUGAUGCAAUGGACAACACAGCCGGCUCUUACGCGCUCGCUGGCGCCAAGGUUCCUCGAGACAGCACAAUCGCCGCCAAUCUUAGGAAGGCGGGAGCUGUGAUUCUGGGGAAGACCAACUUGAGCCAAUGGGCGAAUUACCGUUCCUUCAAUACGAGUAACGGCUGGUCGGCGAUUGCAGGGCAGACCAUCGGGGCUUAUUUUCCUGGUCAAGAUCCAAGUGGCAGCAGUUCUGGCAGCGGUGUUUCGUCUUCUUUGGGAUUGGCCUUGGCUGCCUUGGGCACUGAGACGGAUGGCAGUAUCCUGAGUCCGUCGGACGUCAACAACCUCGUCGGCAUAAAGCCUACUGUCGGAUUGACGUCUCGUGACCUGGUUGUUCCUAUCUCUGAACAUCAGGACACCGUCGGGCCCAUGGCUCGGACAGUUAAAGAUGCGGCAUACGUUCUGUCGGCGAUAGCAGGAAAGUCACCUUACGAUAACUACACAUCUGCAAUUCCCUUCGACACCAUUCCCGACUAUGUAGCGGCAUGCGACUUUUCGGCCUUGCAGGGAAAGAGGAUCGGCGUACCGCGAAAUCUCAUCGAUCUGUCCUUUGACGCUACAGCUGCGCCGAUCGUGCCUGUCUUCAACGCCGCGCUGGACGUUCUUCGCUCGGCAGGAGCGACUAUCAUCGACAACACCAACUUCACUGGCUACGAUGCCCUCAAUGAAGGCAACUUCUCCAAUAUCGUUCUUGAAGCCGAUUUCAUAAGCGAUCUUGCGAACUACCUCUCGGAGCUCUCGUACAAUCCCAACAAUGUCCACUCUGUGGCAGACGUUCGCAAUUUUACCCAUUCGUUUCCUCUGGAAGAUUGGCCGGAGCGCGACACGUUGGUCUGGGACGGCGCGUUGGAACUUGGUUUCAAUAACACUUCUCCGGAUUUCUGGUCGAACUACACCAUGAAUACUUAUUUGGCGGGCCCACUUGGAAUUACCGGCGCGCUUGCCAACUACUCCCUGGAUGCCCUGGUGUUGCCCACGGAGUUUUCUCCCAAUUUCCCUGCUCUGAUCGGAUCGCCCGUCGUAACGGUCCCUCUUGGAGCCUUCCCUCCUGAUACACCAGUCACUCCAAAUGGGUUUGGUAACCUGAACGCCACCGCACCAAACCUCCCUUUCGGAAUCAGUUUCAUGGGGCCUCAUUUCAGUGAGGAAUUACUCAUCGGGUUGGCAUAUGCAUUUGAGCAAAGGACUCUUGUGAGGAACACUAUUACGCCCUACAUACAAGCCACGGUGGAGCUUGUUGACGUGAUCAAUACGAGGCUGAACAUCACCCGGACCUAG